AUGAUUGAUAUUAAGCAAAAUAUUAACGAGAAAAACUAUGACAAAGUGCUCGAUGCGCUCAAUUCGUUGGAUAUCAGCGAUGCGGAUAUAGAUUCGUUCCGAAGGGAAGUCUCUACUUUAAUAGAUAGUUUCUACUCUUGCCAUGAUUCGGAAGACGAGUCCGCGAAUCGUAUUGCCAUCAAGUGCUUAAACUUGCUGAAACGAGCCUGCGCUCGGGGAGAAUCGUUUCAAAAUGCUAUCGUGGCAAGGGUUGAAUUUUUGGAACGUGUUCGCGAUAUGCUGAUGAACGAGAAAGGUACCAUACCGGAAAAUGUCCGCAGUAACUGUCUACAGCUACUGGCCAAUCUGUGCGUACAGAACACCUGCAAUCAGGAACGGAUCAUAACGUUUAUGCACACGUUCCUGCACACCAAUGUAUCUUCCAACGGUGGAUACGCCAACGCAUCGGCAAUGAUUUUGUACAAUGGAUUCAUCUACAAAACCGUCAGCCUGGAUUUGCAUGACAUUUUGAACCGACUGUUGGAAAACGUUGAAGCUAACCGUUUGGCGCAAACUGAUUUGCCCGAGUUUGUGUGCAUAUUUCUGGAGUAUCUAAUAGUUGAGAGUAACGAGAUGGUGCAGGUGUUGGAGACGAUGGAUGUUAGGAAAAAGUUGCUGCUUUUCCGGUACCUGAUCGAGUACAUACGGCAGGAGGACCGUCGCAUUCAUCCGAUCCAUCCGGAUGUGUUUAAGUACUUGCUGGCUGAGUUUAAAAAGAAGUCGGACAUGAUACUCAAGACGGACAACGUGCAGCUUGAUGCACAGGACACGGAGGAAGCAUUCACACUGCUAGUGUUGGUAGCGGAUGCGACAUGUGUAGAACCAUAUGGUUCUUUUAUGCGCCAUGACGGAGGAUUAUUUUUAAACAUGGGAUGCCUUUUGCGACAAAUGCAGCUGCUGAGCAAGUCCGAGACGAAGAACAUGUUUACUCCGGUGCAGAAAAUAGAGGAAAUAUUAAAAAUCAAGCAAGGCGACAGUGAGCUGGACAUUGAGACGCAGAUUUCGUACUCGUUGCGGUCAGCGGUGGUUAAAGCGCUGGCAAAUUUGACCUACAAAUCAAAGAAAAACCAAAAGCUUGCCCGUGAGAUGGACAUUAUAGCAGCGAUACUUGAAUGUACCAACUUGGACGCUCGCAAUCCGCUCAUUAAGGAAUGGAGCAUACUGGCUAUCCACAACCUUUGUGACGAUAAUUUAGAAAAUCAGCAAUUCAUUGCGGGACUGAAGAAGCUAGGCGAUGCAGAGAAUUCGCUGAUCACGGAGUACAAAUCUGGCACGAUUCGAAUCAGCGACCAGAGUGUCGGAAGCAAAAAGUAG
Anopheles maculipalpis is the source of this 1353-nucleotide messenger RNA. RefSeq names its product ataxin-10. Gene Ontology annotation, biological process: neuron projection development. The transcript is spliced from 4 exons. The record is from RefSeq and is a predicted model, not a curated record. NCBI's taxonomy places the organism in Eukaryota, Metazoa, Arthropoda, Insecta, Diptera, Culicidae. Gene Ontology annotation, cellular component: cytosol. The coding region runs from base 1 to 1353 and encodes 450 amino acids.